This is a messenger RNA of Meira miltonrushii, 369 nucleotides long. Its product is annotated as DUF1077-domain-containing protein. The record is from RefSeq and is a predicted model, not a curated record. The transcript is spliced from 2 exons. Gene Ontology annotation, biological process: protein folding in endoplasmic reticulum. Gene Ontology annotation, cellular component: EMC complex. The annotation marks the transcript as partial. NCBI's taxonomy places the organism in Eukaryota, Fungi, Basidiomycota, Exobasidiomycetes, Exobasidiales, Brachybasidiaceae.
GCAUUACGCCAAAAACGUGCAUGGGAUGUAGCCUUGGCCCCAGCAAAGCAGAUCCCAAUGCAAGGAUUCAUGCUUUAUAUGUCCGGUAGUGGUGUUCAAAUUUUCAGUAUGAUGGUAGUCGGAAUGUUAUUAACGAAUCCGAUCAAGGCGAUCAUGACGAUCACAAACGCAUUCGCACCUUAUUCGACACCAGGAAAAUCAAAUGACUUGAUACUGCACAAGCUUUGUUUUAUUGCUUGUCAGUUGGCUUGCGUUGGAUUGGGAAUAUAUAAAUGCUGGAGUAUGGGUUUAUUGCCUACCGCAAGUAGCGAUUGGUUGGCAUGGAGAGAGCCAAGAACGCCACUCGAGUUUUCACCAGUGUAUCCAUAG